AUGUGUGGUAUCUUUGCGUAUUUAAAUCACUGUGUACCGGUAACCCGGGAACGUAUAAUUGAGCUUUUAUUAAGAGGGCUUGAAAGAUUGGAAUACCGAGGUUAUGAUUCAGCAGGAAUUGGAAUUGACGGAGAUUUUGAUGAUCAAGGAGUUCCUCAAGCUACGCUUCUUAAAUCCCCUGGAAAAGUGGCCAAACUUAAAGCUUUAACUGAGGCAUGCUCUCUUAACAUGAACCAGAUUUUUAAUAGCCACCUUGGUAUUGCACAUACUCGUUGGGCUACACAUGGGGAACCAUCAGAUUUAAAUUCACACCCUAUACCUUCAAAUGAGAAAUGCGAAUUUUCCGUUGUUCACAAUGGAAUAAUUACUAAUUAUCGUGAGCUUAAAACUUUUCUUGAAUCAAAAGGGUAUAUAUUUAUUACUCAAACUGAUACUGAAGUUAUUGCAAAACUGUUUCAGUUUAUUUAUGACCUGGAUAAAGCAAAAGAAUUAAACUUUAGAGAGUUGUGCGAACAAGUAGUUUGCCAGCUGGAUGGAGCUUUCGCGCUUGUGAUAAAGAGUUUGCAUUUUACCAGUGAAGUUGUUGCUGCGAGAAGAGGUUCUCCUUUACUUGUAGGCAUAAAAUCGUCUUCAAAGCUGAAAACUAACAUUAUCCCCGUUGCGGAAGGGUGUGUAAUUUCUAGAGCGAACUCAACUAACCUUUCAAGUUCAUUUUCAGAGUUAGGAAGUUUAUCCUCUUUUUCCAAUUUAAAUUUGUGCGAGAAUGAGCAUUGUGAACUUGAAUUUUUUCUGGCCUCUGACGCCUCAGCGAUUGUUGAGCAUACCCGGAGGGUUAUUUACUUAGAAGACAAUGAUGUGUUGCACAUUGUAAAUGGUCAAAUAGCUAUACAUAGGCUAAAGCUGGCGGGUUCCAAUCCUACUGAUCCAGCUAAAGCCACAUACCGAGAAAUAGCUCAUAUUGAGCUUAAAAUUCAAGAGCUUAUGCGUGGAAAUUAUGACCAUUACAUGCAAAAGGAAAUAUUUGAACAGCCAGAUUCUUUGUUAAAUACCAUGAGGGGUAGAGUAAACUUUGAUAAACAUUUUUGUGUUCUUGGCGGGUUAAGACAGGAAAUGGAGACUAUGCAACGCGCCAGACGGCUAAUCUUCAUCGCAUGUGGUACAAGUUAUCACUCCACUUUAGCGACAAGAGCAUUCCUUGAGGAGAUGACUAGAAUUCCGGUGGAUAUAGAAUUAGCUUCUGACUUUAUGGAUAGGCAUACACCGAUAUUUAGAGAUGAUGUUUGCUUCUUUAUUUCGCAGUCAGGGGAGACAGCUGACACCCUUAAUACCUUAAGAUACUGUAAAGGACGGGGUGCAUUAAUAGUUGGGAUAGUGAACACUGUUGGUUCAUCAAUAUCACGAGAAAGUCAUUGCGGAGUUCAUUUAAAUGCAGGGCCUGAGAUAGGGGUAGCUUCUACCAAAGCUUACACUUCUCAAAUAAUUGCAUUGGUGAUGUUUGCUUUAAUGAUGGCUAGUGAUAAAGUCUCUAUGAUACAGAGAUCCAAAGAAGUAAUUAGUGGUCUUCAAGAGCUACCAGAUAAAGUUAAGGAAGUUUUAAAAAUUGACCAAGAAAUUAAGCAAAUUGCUAAAGAACUUAUUGAUGAAAAAUCAUUACUUGUGAUGGGUAGAGGGUAUCAAUACGCUACUUGCUUAGAAGGUGCCUUGAAAAUUAAAGAACUUACCUACAUACAUAGCGAAGGGAUACUAUCUGGAGAACUUAAACAUGGGCCACUAGCUUUGAUUGACGAAAAUAUGCCGGUUAUUAUGAUUCUUAUAAAGGACGCUACUUUUACCAAGUCGCAGAACGCUCUUGAACAAGUAAGAGCUAGACACGGAAAGCCAAUUGUCAUUUGUACUCCCGAAUGCGAAGAUAUUGUGGAAAAGUACGCUUUUAAAACCAUAAUAGUACCAUCGACUACUGAUUGCCUUCAGCCCAUUCUAACAAUAAUCCCUUUACAGUUACUCUCUUAUCAUUUAGCUUUAGCGAAGGGCUAUAACGUUGAUUUCCCCAGAAAUUUAGCCAAAUCCGUUACCGUGGAGUAG
Molecule: messenger RNA, 2082 nt
Organism: Zophobas morio
Lineage: Eukaryota; Metazoa; Arthropoda; Insecta; Coleoptera; Tenebrionidae
Product: glutamine--fructose-6-phosphate aminotransferase [isomerizing] 2-like
Exons: 2
Coding region: 1-2082 (693 amino acids)
Biological process (GO): carbohydrate derivative biosynthetic process; fructose 6-phosphate metabolic process; UDP-N-acetylglucosamine metabolic process
Molecular function (GO): carbohydrate derivative binding; L-glutamine:D-fructose-6-phosphate transaminase (isomerizing) activity
Source: RefSeq, a predicted model, not a curated record